AUGGCCCAGAAGCUCGACAUGGCACCUCUGACUAGGGCCAACGACCAGCCGGCCGCAUCCACCUCGACCUCACCUCCGCCAUCCUCAUCAUCAGCUCCAGCGUUCGACUCGACCUCGACCCCGACCAGCGCGCCAAAGAAGGCGCGCAAGCCGCGCAUCGUCCUCGAGGGCACCACCGACGAGAUCCUCGCCCGCAACAACAAGGCCGCAGAGCCGCGCUUUGUCGACAAGCUCUUCUCGACCGCCGGCAAGCAGUGGAACCAGUUCUACAAGCACCACGCCGCCACCCCGUUCUUCAAGGACCGCCACUGGACAUUGCGCGAGUGGCCACAGCUCGCAGCGCUCGGCAACGCGGCGGCGGGCCAUGACGCCGACGAGCUGGGCGACUCGACGAGCGGCAGUCGGGCCAAGGGCAAGGGCAAGGCGGUGCUGGAGGUCGGCUGCGGGACCGGUGCCUUCAUCUAUCCCCUCCUCGAGCAGUACCCGUCGGCUCGCUUUGUCGCCUUCGACUUUGCCAAAAAAGCUGUCGAGCUCACCCUGAGCAACGCCAACCACGAUCCAGUGCACUGCCACAUCUUCCAGCACGAUCUUACUGCGCCUCGAGCCGUCCUCGAUGGCAAGCUUGCCCAGCCGCCGCCAGAAUUCGGCGAGCCCGUCCUCGAGUUCGACUUUGUCUCGGCCGUCUUUGUCCUGUCGGCGCUCGACCCGGCCAAGCAGGCCAAGGCGAUGCAGACGCUCGUGUCGCUCCUCGCGCCCGGCGGCUCCCUCCUCUUCCGCGACUACGCCCUGCACGACGCGGCCCAGCUGCGGUUCCACUCGCUCCCCUCGGCGUCGUACGCCGCCAACCCGUCCCUCCUGUCCGACUCGCUCCCGCUCUACCGCCGCGGCGACAACACGCUCACGUACUUCUUCACGGCCGACGACGUGCGCACGCUCGUCGACGGGGCCGUCGAGGCCGUCAAUGCCGAGCGGAGGAGCGAGGGCAGGAAUGUGGUUGUGCUCGAGGGAGGCGUCGAGGUGGUCGAGCGCGAGAUGCAGAACCGGGCCGAGCAGUGGGGGUGCACGCGCAGGUUCGUGCACGGCAGCUGGAGGAGGGUCCGGUAGCGCAGCUGCAACAGCGUCUCGCCACGAUGUUGCGCUCUC
Molecule: messenger RNA, 1143 nt
Organism: Rhodotorula graminis WP1
Lineage: Eukaryota; Fungi; Basidiomycota; Microbotryomycetes; Sporidiobolales; Sporidiobolaceae
Exons: 5
Coding region: 1-1104 (367 amino acids)
Source: RefSeq, a predicted model, not a curated record